AUUCUUUUCUUGUCUUCAACUAGGUAGGACAAGUUUCAACACCAAGAAAACUCUCUCCUAAUCUCCUUUAUUUUCUUCUUUCAAUUUGCUCUUUAUAUAAUUCCUUCCACCAAAAAGCUCCUUUUGUGAUUGUCUCAUCUUUUUUGUUUUCUACUCUUUUCUAAAAGUUGAAUUUUUUUUUGAGGAUCGAAUGUGGCAGAGACAGGUUCGAAGAUGUUCUACGAGGGAAUGGAUCAAUGCCGUUGAAGCUGAUAUUCACCAUGCCAACACUUUGGUGGCUGCUCUUCCCAGAAAUAUUAUAGGAGGGGAUACUGUUCAAAUGAAACUAUGUUUGAGCCCAUUUGCACCGUUGUUGCUUUUUGUACUAGAAUGGAUGGACUGCAGCUGUUUCGACACCUUUCUCACUUGUUUAGGCCUCUUUCACGUCCUUGUAUACAAGGUAUACGCGGAUGAGAUGGCGAUUGCGAGCCCAGAAGAAAGGCGAGCCACUCUGCGCGAAUUCUACGCAGCUGUGAUAUACCCGAUGGCGAAGCAGCUGGAAGGGAAUGUAGCGGAAGUAAUGGAGGAGAAUCUGAAAUCCGAAUGUGAAGCAGAGGAAUGUGGGAUAUGCAUGGACAUGGAUGAUUGCGUUGUGCUCCCCAACUGCGCCCACUCCAUGUGCAUCACCUGCUUCAACGACUGGUGCGCGCGAUCGCGGUCGUGCCCCUUCUGCCGAGCCAGCCUCAACCGAGUCGCAUCCGCUGAUCUCUGGGUUCUAACCAGCAGGUCUGAUGCCGUCGACGCCCUCACCCUCGCUAAGGACCACCUCACGCGCUUCUACCUCUACAUCCAAAGUUUGCCUCUUUUGUCUCCAUCGCAACAUUCUAGCUUGCUCAUGUACAAUUAUCUCAUCUAGCUACCUACCCUAUUUUAUUUGCACAACUUUUUCAUAAAUUCUGAUUUUCUAUGCUCGAAUUUUUCAGUAAAAAUUCUUACAAGAUUGGGUUUUUAUUGGAA
Molecule: messenger RNA, 996 nt
Organism: Salvia miltiorrhiza (redroot sage)
Lineage: Eukaryota; Viridiplantae; Streptophyta; Magnoliopsida; Lamiales; Lamiaceae
Product: E3 ubiquitin-protein ligase AIRP2-like
Exons: 4
Coding region: 191-895 (234 amino acids)
Biological process (GO): protein ubiquitination
Molecular function (GO): ubiquitin protein ligase activity
Source: RefSeq, a predicted model, not a curated record